Molecule: messenger RNA, 418 nt
Organism: Nannochloropsis gaditana CCMP526
Product: flap endonuclease 1
Exons: 3
Coding region: 5-328 (107 amino acids)
Source: RefSeq, a predicted model, not a curated record
CCAGAUGCCCGCCUACGUGAUGGCACGCGCUCUUUUCGUCCAACCAGAGAUUCAUGAUCCUGCUGAACUGAAUUUUAAAUGGGUGGAGCCCAAUGAGGCGGGUCUGGAGGCUUUCCUUAUCGACAGCUUGGGAUUCAACCCUGAUCGUGUCAAGUCAGGCAUUGCCAAACUUAAGGCCUCCAGGGGGGCCAUGCAGCAGAAGCGCUUAGAUUCCUUCUUCAAACCAUCCGGCUCCUCUUCCACGUCGUCGACGACGCUCAAGAGGAAGGAGGCCCCCGCUGCUGCGAAAGGAAAAGGGAAGGCGAAAUUCGGAGGGAAGAAGAAAUGAAUGUAUGACGGCGGGGAAGGUCAAGCGGCAAAUAACCAGCAUAGGAGCAGCAUGCGUGCCAUGUGUCCCAAGGGAGGAGGGAGGGAGGGA